AUGGUCGUGGACCCCGAUGUGGGGACCCGGCCACUCGCAGCAGUCGUCUACGCGUACAAUCAUACCACUCACGAAUUCAGGUCUCCGCAAAUUGUUAGCAGACUGGUAUGCCUGGAAAGUAUUGAUCUCGGGUGGUUCGAGUACACAGAUGCGAUUCAGAAAUGCGUUCCUGCGAGCGCAACCGGAGAUUUUGCCCCAGACGUCGUGUUCAGUUUUGCCAAGAAUCUUAAGUGGAGGCAUAGGAGAUCGAAUAAUCCUUUCGCGGGAGAUAUGCCAGAGGAGUACAAAGACAAAGAGGACCCAGGGCUGCAAGAAUGA
Letharia columbiana is the source of this 318-nucleotide messenger RNA. RefSeq lists its product as uncharacterized. The record is from RefSeq and is a predicted model, not a curated record. The transcript has a single exon. The coding region runs from base 1 to 318 and encodes 105 amino acids. Lineage: Eukaryota; Fungi; Ascomycota; Lecanoromycetes; Lecanorales; Parmeliaceae.